This is a messenger RNA of Solanum dulcamara, 1675 nucleotides long. Its product is annotated as 1-aminocyclopropane-1-carboxylate oxidase homolog 1-like. The transcript is spliced from 3 exons. The coding region runs from base 168 to 1262 and encodes 364 amino acids. NCBI's taxonomy places the organism in Eukaryota, Viridiplantae, Streptophyta, Magnoliopsida, Solanales, Solanaceae. The record is from RefSeq and is a predicted model, not a curated record.
AAUAAAAUGGUGCUUUCCGCAUUAAAGUAUUUCGUAGUAGGUGUCUCGUUUGAGUCAAUGUCACAAAUUAAUUAUUAGUCACAUAUUUGUCAUUUUUGUCGUCCAUUAUCUUCCACUCCUAUUUUUAGAUCUACAAAACACAAUCAAAAACUCUCCUCUUAACAAAAAUGGCCAACUAUGAUAGAGCAAAAGAUCUCAGGGCCUUUGAUGACACAAAGGCCGGUGUAAAAGGACUAGUCGAUUCGGGGAUAGUUCAUAUCCCCGAGAUCUUUGUUACACCGGCCAUAACAAAAAAUGAGUUCAGUACUCAAAAUCUUGAUUCAUGCUCAAACAACAAUGUUCAAAUCCCGGUUAUAGAUCUCGAGGGUAUAAAUAUUGGAGGCGAUUUUCGACGUAGGAGAAUUGUUGAAGAGGUUGGUGAGGCAUGUAAGACAUGGGGAUUUUUCCAAGUUGUGAAUCAUGGUGUGCCUCAACAUGUUAUGGAUGAGAUGAUUGAUGGAAUCAGAGGUUUCCAUGAGCAACCAAAUGAUAUAAAGAUGGAAUUUUAUUCAAUGGAUCCUAUGAAGAAGGUGAUGUUUAAUAGUAAUUUUGAUCUUUAUCAAUCUAAGGUUGCAAAUUGGAGGGAUACAUUAGCUUGUCUCAUGGCUCCUAAUCCUCCUACUAAUGAUGAAUUACCAGAAGCAUGCAGGGAGGAAUUACUUCAAUAUUCUAAGCAUGUUAGAAAGUUGGGCCAUACAGUAUUUGAGUUACUAGCAGAGGCACUUGGGCUGAAGCUCAAUCACUUAUUGGACAUGGACUGUGCAAAAGGCCAUUUCAUAAUCAGCCAUUACUAUCCACCUUGUCCUGAGCCCAAUAAGACUCUUGGAAUAACAAAGCAUACUGACCCAGAUUUCUUCACAAUUCUUCUACAAGAUCAAAUUGGUGGACUUCAAAUUUAUCACCAAAAUCAAUGGAUUGAUAUUCAUCCUGUCACUGGAGCCCUAGUUAUCAAUCUUGGUGACCUUUUGCAGCUUCUAUCAAAUGACAAGUUCAAAAGUGCUGAGCAUAGAGUAUUGGCAAAAGAUAUUGGACCAAGGAUUUCAAUUGCAUGUUUUUUCACAACUCAACUUCUGCCAUUUGACAAACUUUAUGGCCCAAUAAAGGAAUUGUUGUCAAAUGAAAAUCCUCCUUUGUACAAAGAAACAACAGUGAGAGAUUAUGUGUCUUAUUACAACUCCAAAGGACUUGGUGCUCUCCCUUCACUUCUCCAUUUAAGACUCUAGACUGGAAAAGUGAAUAGUAUUUUUCACACAUCAACCUAUACAAGUUCGGUCAGGAGAUAGGGAGGAUCUGAUGAAAGUACAAAAUUCCGAUUGUUCAGAAUAUAUAAGAUCGGUUCUAUUAAAAACUGAUCGUACUUAUGACCAAAAAAAGUCUUCCAAAGAAGCAAACUUCAACGCUCUCCAAGUCACUUACAAUUAAUUCGAGCUUUUAGGGUUCAUUUGGACAUGAUUUUAAAUCAUGAUUAACGAUAAAAUAAAAUUCGAGAUGUGACGAGCUUUAAGUUAUCUUGUGAUCUUUUAUACUAUCGUAUUAAAUAAGAUUUUAUGUAUGUGCGAAAAGAUUGUAAUGCAUGAUUUGGUACUUCAUGAUUUGAAUAUAAUUGUUGAAAUUGCUAAAUUGUCUAAGUCUUGAA